Molecule: messenger RNA, 2146 nt
Organism: Amyelois transitella
Lineage: Eukaryota; Metazoa; Arthropoda; Insecta; Lepidoptera; Pyralidae
Gene: ras
Product: inosine-5'-monophosphate dehydrogenase
Exons: 1
Coding region: 323-1861 (512 amino acids)
Biological process (GO): GTP biosynthetic process
Cellular component (GO): cytoplasm
Molecular function (GO): IMP dehydrogenase activity
Source: RefSeq, a predicted model, not a curated record
UGUGAAAUUGUGAGUGAAAGAGGAAGCCGGUGUCGUGCUUCGAUUUAUAAAAUUUAAUUUAUAAAAUUUAUUUUUGAUAAAUUAAACUUUACUGUUUCGUAUAACGUUCCACUAUCUGUGCUAAGUACAAUAAUUUUGAUACAAAUCUUGUAUAUCUCCCAUCGAGAAGAAUCUGAGCACACCACGUGUGCAAUAAGAGUUUGCAGAAACUGGAUAUCGUAAAGAUUUGAAAUUCACGACGAAUAUACAAACACCAACAAUUAACUUCACUGCUACGUACGAAUUUAUAACCAAUUUGUAUCCACGUGCACAUUUUGUAAACAUGUCUGUAAAAGCUGAAGGUGAUUUGCGUGAUGGCCUGUCGGCCGCCGAAAUAUUUGCCAACAGUGAAGGUCUUACUUACAACGACUUUCUGCUCCUGCCUGGCUACAUAGAUUUCACUGCAGAGGAAGUUGAUCUCACGUCCCCCCUCACGAAGAAGAUAAACCUGAAAUCUCCACUUGUGUCAACUCCAAUGGACACAGUUACUGAAGCAGACAUGGCCAUAUCGAUGGCUUUAUGUGGUGGUAUAGGUAUUAUUCACCACAACUGCACACCAGAGUACCAAGCCAAUGAAGUGCAUAAAGUAAAGAAAUACAAACAUGGAUUCAUCAGAGAUCCUGUGUGUAUGGGACCUGACCAUACAGUGGCUGAUGUGAUAGAGGCCAAGAAAAAGAAUGGAUUUACUGGAUACCCUAUUACUGAAAACGGAAAGCUGGGAGGCCGACUGAUAGGAAUUGUCACCUCCAGAGACAUUGAUUUUAGGGAGGGAGAUCCACAACUCAGCCUCAAAGAAGUGAUGACUCCAAUUGAUGAAAUGAUCACUGCCCAGUCAGGUGUCACUCUUCAAGAUGCGAACUACAUCUUGGAGAAAAGCAAGAAAGGUAAACUUCCAAUAAUCAAUGGAGCUGGAGAACUUGUAGCUCUAAUUGCUAGAACUGAUUUGAAGAAAGCCAGAAGUUAUCCAAAUGCUUCAAAAGACUCCAACAAACAACUACUGGUUGGUGCUGCUAUUGGCACAAGGGAGGCUGAUAAAGGACGCCUCCAACUCCUUGUUGACAAUGGAGUAGAUGUAAUAGUACUUGAUUCUUCACAAGGUAACUCAAUCUAUCAAGUUGAGAUGAUAAAAUACAUCAAAAAAACUUUCCCAGAUAUCCAAGUUAUUGGAGGCAAUGUUGUAACAAGAAUGCAAGCCAAGAAUCUGAUUGAAGCUGGUGUAGAUGCUCUGAGGGUGGGGAUGGGCAGUGGCUCUAUUUGUAUAACUCAGGAGGUGAUGGCAUGCGGCUGUCCCCAGGCUACAGCAGUAUAUCAGGUUGCCACCUAUUCCAAACAGUUCAAUGUCCCAGUAAUUGCUGAUGGAGGCAUUCAAUCAGUGGGUCAUAUUGUCAAAUCUUUAGCUUUAGGAGCAUCAACAGUUAUGAUGGGUUCUCUGCUGGCUGGCACAUCUGAGGCUCCUGGAGAGUACUUCUUUUCUGAUGGUGUCAGACUGAAGAAAUACAGAGGAAUGGGAAGCUUAGAAGCCAUGGAGAAUAAAGAUGGGAAGGGUUCUGCAAUGAGCAGGUAUUUCCAUAAAGAAACUGAUAAACAUAGAGUUGCCCAAGGUGUGAGCGGCAGUAUUGUAGAUAAAGGGUCAGUUCUCCGCUUCCUGCCAUAUUUACAAACAGGGAUGCAGCAUAGCUGCCAAGAUCUUGGAGCCAGAUCUGUAACACGCUUACGGGAGAUGAGCUACUCUGGUGACCUGAGAUUCAUGAAGAGAACAUACUCUGCACAGCUGGAAGGCAAUGUACAUGGUUUGUUUUCUUAUGAAAAACGUUUGUUCUAGUUCAAUACAAUGUGAUAUAAGUUAUUUACUAAAAAUAUUUUCAAUGUCAAUAGUUCAAGUUGUAUGUGAUUGACAAAAAUGCUUCAGUAAAUAGAGAAUAUUAUUUUCUGUAUUUGUAUUUUAAGGUAUUACCUAUACAUAUAAGCGUAAAGAAAGUUUAUGUAUAAUUAUAGUAGGUAUAAAGUAUAAAUUCCAUUUUUAUAUUUUGUGCCCCAAUCUGAUGUUACAUAGUGACGCCAGACAGAUUUGUAUCCUGUACUCUACAAUAAAGUGUGUAUUAUUAAA